Molecule: messenger RNA, 633 nt
Organism: Porites lobata
Lineage: Eukaryota; Metazoa; Cnidaria; Anthozoa; Scleractinia; Poritidae
Source: the annotation of a GenBank genome assembly
AUGCUUGGAGGGGACAUAUCUGUUCCUGUGCCCAGAAAAAAUGAAGAUAUUAAAAAAUCCUUAAAGAUUGGCGAAUUUACAAGGGAAGUUGAAGAGAAGUGCACCCCUAGGCAAAUGAAAGAACUUCUCAUGAAAUAUGAGAGAACUAAACACUUCAUGAUCUGGGCAGACAAUUCCACAAUAAUGAACCAUGGACACAUUAUCUACCUUGUCCAGUGCCUGUAUGAUCCAGCCUUCUUCUUCACACCUGAAGAAAUGAAGGCCAGAUGGCAUGAAAAUGUUGUUGUACCAUCUAUCAUUGACAGACCACAUCUUUAUAUUCUGGGCAGAUGUGGCUCUAAAGAAAUUGAGCAGCUAGCAUAUGUGGACACAAGACAAGAAUACCUAGAUCAACUUCCCCACCAUGUAGAAACAAGCAAAGGGGAGAAAGUAAAUGAUGUUGUGAGAUUUUUCCAUGGAGAUGGGCCUGAACAACAGUUUGAAAGUGGAGAACAAAGGGGAGGAAAUGCUGGUUGUACUGCUUGUAGUGGAGAUGUAAGAAGGUAUCGUGAUCUGACAUACAGCUUUCGUUGUCCAUUACUGUCACCAGCUGAUCGUGAACGUAUAGUGCUGGCAGGUCGUGCAGGAAGGUAA